CACCGAUCAACGGAAAGAGCCGACAAUGUUGGCUCGGUCAGGUGAUCAGCUGUGUCCAAUCACAGCUGAUCGCAUCAGUGCCACCUGUCAGUGUCCAUCAGUGCCAGCUGUCAGUGCUCAUCCAUGCCACCUGCCAUUGCCUAUCAGUGCCACAUCAAUGCCACAUUUCAGUGCCUACCAGUGCACAUCAAUGCCACAUAUCAGUGCCCAUCUGAGCUGCCUUUCAGUGCCACCUAUCAGUGCCAGUCAGUGCCACCUAUCAAUGCCAGUCAGUGCCACCUAUCAGUGCUGCCAAUCAGUGCCUCCUAUCAGUGCCAGUCAGUGCCACCUAUCA
Messenger RNA from Staurois parvus, 334 nucleotides. The record is from the annotation of a GenBank genome assembly. NCBI's taxonomy places the organism in Eukaryota, Metazoa, Chordata, Amphibia, Anura, Ranidae.